Molecule: messenger RNA, 3979 nt
Organism: Carlito syrichta (Philippine tarsier)
Lineage: Eukaryota; Metazoa; Chordata; Mammalia; Primates; Tarsiidae
Gene: CSTF2T
Product: cleavage stimulation factor subunit 2 tau variant
Exons: 1
Coding region: 334-2244 (636 amino acids)
Biological process (GO): mRNA 3'-end processing
Cellular component (GO): mRNA cleavage and polyadenylation specificity factor complex
Molecular function (GO): mRNA binding
Source: RefSeq, a predicted model, not a curated record
UUGGCGGCCAUCUUUCCUGUGGUCAACUCGCACAAAACCUGUCCUGGAGCGGGUGUUGCGGCGCCAGAGAAAGUCCGCCGAAUAAGAUAUGGAAAAGGAGUCAUGCGUCUCUGUAAUAAGGAGCUCACAGAACCACGAAGGACCAAGGCGGAAAGCAUGAACUAAGUUAGCUAGCGGGCUACAGAUUCCGCAGACAAACGGAACGAUUCAAUCACAUCAAUCAAGUUUCCAGCCGGAUUUUGAUAGCCGCUUCCGUUGCUCAGCGGAAAUGUGAGUCGCCAGAGGACAGACUCUUGGAAGAAUCCGCUAACGACCGUGUGAGCCACCGGAAUCAUGUCGAGUCUGGCGGUGAGAGACCCGGCCAUGGAUCGAUCACUGCGUUCCGUGUUCGUGGGAAACAUUCCGUAUGAGGCAACUGAGGAGCAGUUAAAGGACAUUUUCUCGGAGGUUGGUUCCGUUGUCAGUUUCCGGCUGGUAUACGAUAGAGAGACGGGAAAGCCCAAGGGCUAUGGCUUCUGCGAGUACCAGGACCAGGAGACCGCGCUUAGUGCUAUGCGGAACCUCAAUGGGCGGGAGUUCAGUGGGAGAGCCCUUCGGGUGGACAAUGCUGCUAGUGAAAAGAAUAAGGAGGAGUUAAAGAGCCUAGGGCCUGCAGCGCCCAUCAUUGACUCACCCUAUGGGGACCCCAUCGAUCCGGAAGAUGCCCCCGAGUCGAUUACCAGAGCCGUCGCCAGUCUCCCCCCGGAGCAAAUGUUUGAGCUGAUGAAGCAGAUGAAGCUCUGUGUCCAAAACAGUCACCAGGAAGCGCGAAACAUGUUACUUCAGAACCCGCAACUGGCUUAUGCACUGUUGCAGGCACAGGUAGUGAUGAGAAUCAUGGAUCCAGAGAUUGCGCUGAAAAUCCUGCAUCGCAAGAUACAUGUCACACCACUGAUCCCAGGCAAAUCUCAGUCGGCCUCUGUCUCUGGCCCUGGUCCUGGCCCCGGUCCUGGCCCCGGCCCGAGUCCCGUCCCUGGCCCUGGCCCUGGCCCUGGCCCUGGGCUCUGCCCAGGACCUAAUGUUCUGAUGAACCAGCAGAAUCCUUCAGCCCCUCAGCCUCAGCAUUUGGCUAGAAGACCUGUGAAGGACAUUCCUCCUCUGAUGCAGACUCCUAUCCAAGGUGGAAUUCCAGCUCCUGGGCCAAUACCAGCUGCAGUUCCAGGACCUGGACCUGGUUCCUUAACUCCUGGAGGAGCAAUGCAGCCCCAAGUUGGAAUGCCAGGGGUUGGCCCCGUGCCUUUGGAGCGAGGACAAGUGCAGAUGUCAGAUCCUAGAGCUCCAAUACCUCGUGGACCCAUGACUCCUGGUGGCCUACCUCCUCGAGGACUGUUAGGGGAUGCUCCAAAUGACCCGCGUGGAGGGACUUUGCUUUCAGUCACUGGAGAAGUGGAGCCCAGAGGUUACCUGGGCCCACCCCAUCAGGGUCCUCCCAUGCACCAUGCUUCUGGUCAUGACAGCCGUGGGCCCUCCUCCCAUGAGAUGAGGGGAGGGCCAUUAGCAGAUCCCAGACUGCUAAUUGGCGAGCCCAGAGGCCCCAUGAUGGAUCAGAGGGGUCUACCUAUGGAUGGUAGAGGUAGUAGAGAUUCUCGAGGGAUGGAGACUCGAGCCAUGGAAACUGAAGUCUUAGAGACACGAGUCAUGGAGAGAAGAGGAAUGGAGACCUGUGCAAUGGAAACCAGAGGGAUGGAAGCAAGAGGCAUGGAUGCAAGAGCGUUGGAGAUGAGGGGCCCUGGCCCCAGUUCAAGAGGCCCUAUGACCGGUGGAAUCCAGGGUCCUGGUCCCAUGAGUAUGGGGGCAGGUGGCCCUCAGGGACCCAGACAGGUCCCAAGUAUUUCAGUGGUGGGAAAUCCUGGAGCUGGCAUGCAAGGUACAGGCAUUCAAGGGGCAGGCAUACAAGGAGCAGGCAUGCAGGGAGGAGGCAUGCAAGGAGGAGGAAUGCAGGGAGGAGGCAUGCAAGGAGGAGGAAUGCAGGGAGCAAGCAUACAAGGAGCAGGCAUGCCAGGGGCAAGCAAGCAGAGUGGAGGUCAGCCUAGCAGUUUUAGUCCUGGACAGAGCCAGGUAACUCCACAAGAUCAAGAAAAGGCAGCUUUGAUCAUGCAGGUUCUCCAACUGACUGCAGAUCAGAUUGCCAUGCUGCCUCCUGAGCAAAGGCAGAGCAUCCUGAUUUUAAAGGAACAAAUCCAGAAAUCCACUGGAGCUUCUUGAAAGGGUUUAGAAAAUACUUGUCUGUAGUUUCAGAAAGUUUAUUCUGUAGCAUGAAGAGUAGGUGCAAAAAGCUGACCUUUGCAUCCCCACAGUUGGAUUAGGGUUGCCCUCCUUCUAGAACCUAAUCUCAUUUCUUAUUAUCUUUAUUUCUUCCUGUUUUCCUUUUUAUUUCUAGUUGUGGGUGGGGGGAGGAGGGAGGGGACUAUUCACUUUAAGUCACUGUAAGUAAACAAACAUCACUCUGAAUAUGAUUAUAUUAUACCAAAUGGAGUUACAGCAAAUAUGCAGCAAUAUGAAAGUGUCUACAAUAUGUUAACUACAUUUUUAAAAUACAGAGUAAAACUGUGUGAAAACUGCACAUAUAGACUAAAAGGUGACUUGUUAAAACGGUAAUGUACUAAGAUAGUUUUAAGACUUUUGGUUGUACAACAAAAUAAAAAAGUUUACCUCAAUAUUAUAAGAUAUAUUUUUUGGUAAGCCAUUUGAAAUACAAAAUCCUAUUUUGGAGGCAAUAGAAGGCUGUAUUAGGUUAAGCAUUGUUUUAGAAUUAUUUUAAAACAUUAGAGCUAACAGGGUAAGUUUAAACUGGUGGUACUGGAAUUCUUUUUUCUAAAGCUAUGUUACCUGAAAAAUCAGAGUGCACUUGACUUGAUAUUAUUUUAUUUAUCCCACCCUUCAGACACCAGCAACAUUCUGGCCUGGCCCUAAGCAUGAUUUUGCUGGGAUGGUUCUAGGAUCAGCCAUACUUAAAUGUGCUCUGACAAGACCCAAUAAUUUCUCAAUAACUUCAUGUUUCUCAGUAGUCUUUAAACCCUAGAUUUAAAUCUGAAUAAAUCCCUUACAUCCUUCCCCAAAAUCGUGGCUAGGGACCAGUUGAUGUGGAUGAGUUCUACACAGCUUUGAGCUUUUCAGAAAUAGUGGAAGGUUUCAUUCAGUAAAGCUCUCAGUUUCCUGGUAUCUAGCAUCCAGAAUCUUAGUCUAAACAUCAUUUAACAUGUUGCUUAGUUUUCUUAUUUCAGGAUAUGCUUUUCUAUCACCAUCUUUUCAAAAUAAUUGAGGCCCAAGCAGGUAGAGGUAUGCAUAUAGCCUGAAUUAUCUGUUCAGUUGACUAAUUACUCAUUUUAUUUUUUGGUUCUAAUAUACACUCCCAUGAGAUAUUUUUAAAAAUUGGUUGGGAGAUGAGGCUUACCACAUUUCCUUGAGCGCUACCUAGUUUUAUUUUUAAGCCAUGAGUAUAUGGACACGCUAACAUUUGUAUCAUAAACCAAGUAACAACAGAGACAUAAAUUCCCAAAUAACCAGGUCAUCUUCCUAUGGAGAAGAAAAACCAGUAUCUAGUUACAGAGGAAAAAAUAACACAAAAAGAGCCGAGACUUAAAAAUUGAGCUAUUUUUCCUUUGCAAGGUUUUUACAUUUCAAAUGAGUCACUCUUUUUACAAGGCUUUCAUCCCUAUGCUGUUGUUCUCUACUUCCUGUUUUACUCUUUGCUGUUAAUACUGUUAACUUUCCCAUGUUUCCUAUGUACUUUCCCUGUAUUGGAAAGAAUAACACCCUUGCAUGUGUGGUAGUUCUUGUUAAUACUGUUUCACAGUUGGUUUGAUUACUUUGAAAUUCUGGUUGCUUUAUCCUAAAGGUUUCACUGAAGGAGUUCUAACUAAGAAAUGUUACAAUCUCUGUUCUAGUAAAAUAUCUACAUUGUUUAAUGCAGACUUAAUAAAAAGUGUACAACAGUUAA